Messenger RNA from Coffea eugenioides, 393 nucleotides. RefSeq names its product calcineurin B-like protein 3. Gene Ontology annotation, molecular function: kinase binding; calcium ion binding. NCBI's taxonomy places the organism in Eukaryota, Viridiplantae, Streptophyta, Magnoliopsida, Gentianales, Rubiaceae. The coding region runs from base 1 to 393 and encodes 130 amino acids. The record is from RefSeq and is a predicted model, not a curated record. Gene Ontology annotation, biological process: calcium-mediated signaling. The transcript is spliced from 5 exons.
AUGUUGCGUUGCUUAGACGGUGUGAAGCAUUUACUUUCUGCUGUUGUCAAUUGCUGUGAUUCUGAAAUUUAUAAGCAACCCCGAGGAUUAGAAAAUCUUGAAGCUCUUGCAAGGGAGACUGUCUUCAGUGUCAGUGAGAUAGAGGCACUGUAUGAAUUAUUUAAGAAGAUCAGCAGUGCUGUGAUUGAUGAUAGGCUUAUCAACAAGGAAGAGUUUCAACUUGCACUAUUUAAGACAAAUAAAAAGGAGAGCUUGUUUGCUGAUCGGGUAUUUGACUUGUUUGACACAAAGCAUAAUGGGAUAUUAGAUUUUGAGGAGUUUGCACGCUCUCUUUCAGUCUUUCACCCAAAUGCUUCGAUUGAUGAUAAGAUUGAAUGUUUUGCUUUGCGGUAG